Messenger RNA from Ochlerotatus camptorhynchus, 1084 nucleotides. Its product is annotated as ras-related protein Rab-27A-like. Gene Ontology annotation, cellular component: trans-Golgi network transport vesicle; dendritic spine; synaptic vesicle. The transcript has 3 exons. Gene Ontology annotation, molecular function: GTPase activity; GTP binding. Bases 66 to 737 code for a protein of 223 amino acids. Lineage: Eukaryota; Metazoa; Arthropoda; Insecta; Diptera; Culicidae. Gene Ontology annotation, biological process: neurotransmitter receptor transport to postsynaptic membrane; regulation of exocytosis; Golgi vesicle fusion to target membrane. The record is from RefSeq and is a predicted model, not a curated record.
UCAAUUCAAAGGUUCGGAGAGAAAAGGAGGGCGGUGUUCAUCAGCGGUCGGCAGCGUUUAUCAGCAUGACGACAGCGAUAGAUUACGAUUAUCUUAUCAAAUUCCUAACCAUCGGCGAUUCAGGCGUCGGCAAAACGAGCUUCCUCUACCAGUACACAGAUGGCGUCUUCCACACCAAGUUCAUCUCAACCGUCGGGAUUGACUUUCGCGAGAAACGUGUCCUGUACAACUCGAACGGCAUCAACCAUCGGAUACACCUGCAGCUGUGGGACACGGCCGGGCAGGAGCGCUUCCGCAGCCUGACCACGGCCUUCUACCGGGACUCGAUGGGUUUCAUCCUGAUAUUCGACAUCACGAACGAGCAGAGCUUCCUGGAUGUGCAGAACUGGAUGGAACAGCUGAAGCAGCACGCCUACUGCGAAGAUCCGGACAUAGUGCUGUGCGGCAACAAGGCCGACUUGAAUCACAAGCGGGUGGUGAGCGAAACGAGGGCGCAGUGCCUGGCCGACAAGUACUGUAUCGACUACAUUGAGACGAGCGCCUUCACCGGCCAUAACGUCAAUGCGGCCGUCGAGCUGCUGCUGGAUAAGGUUAUGAAACGGAUCGAAACCAUCGUGCUCAGCUCGACGAUCCAGGCCCGGAGGGGCGUUCCGAUGCUAUUUGUCGACACGAAGAACCCCCCGGUCAAGUUGGAUGGCCAGGACGGUCAGCAGAAGGGUUCCGGCUGCAGGUGUUAGAAAGCGAAGCGUAGUUUUUUUGUACCGACUUGUUCGAAUCUCUCAAGGCACGAAUUAGGCAAAUGUUGACGAUGAAUGAUAUUUUUAUACGAAGCGCUAGAGAAUCUAGCCCGCAGUUGGUUAGAGAUUUGGGAAUUGUUAUGAACAAUUUGAUGUUUCAAUUUGGUUUAUUUUUGGAAAACGGAAAACCACACCGAGAGUUGCUAUCAGUAGUAUAUAUAAAUGGUGUCUGUAUUUUGACCAAAUCUGUCAAAGAAAGCAGAAAAAAAUAAUAUCGAAACCAAAAACAAAGAUUGUGAAUACGACAAUAUUCAUUAGAAAUGAAGCAAACCGAAACAGUAUUGAAU